UUCAUAUUAGCAGACGAGGGGUACGACGUAUGGCUAGGAAAUGUCCGCGGCAACAGAUACUCGCGGAGAAACUUAAAUUUGGCCACGUCAGACGCAGAUUUCUGGACGUUCAGGUACAGUCAGAAAUCGAGACAAUGUAUUCUGAUCCGUUCGUACAGCUGGCAUGAAAUCGGAAUAUACGAUAUUCCAGCGAUGAUCGAUCACAUUACCGAGCAAACAAAGCAGGAGAAGAUUUUUCUGGUAACGCAUAGCCAGGGUGGCACCGCGUUCUUCGUGAUGGCCAGCGAACGGCCGGAGUAUCAAGAGAAAAUCAUCGCCCAUUCUGUUUUAGCUCCAGUAAUUUUCCUGUCCAGAGCAGGAGCUUCUCUUGCCAAACUGUUGGCCCUCGUAACUGCCAAUGGCAACCGGAUAUUAAAUUUACUGGACAUAUAUGAAAUUAAACCAUCCGACGUACUUGUACCUACAGCUGGAAAAGUAGCAUGUCCUAAAGAAUCACCUCUGUUGCCAUUGUGUAAAGGCAUCCUUGACCUAUUAUUUGGCUUCGACGAGAAACUUAAUACGGUAAUCAGAUGUAAAUAACAGUGCAUUGUUAAUCGAUAUAUUUUCACGUACUAAUUCUGAAUUCAUAGAGUGCGUUGCUUCCUGUUUUUCAAUACGCUCCUGCUGGCGCAUCUAUUAAACAAUUUGCACAUUAUGGA
Molecule: messenger RNA, 698 nt
Organism: Heterotrigona itama
Lineage: Eukaryota; Metazoa; Arthropoda; Insecta; Hymenoptera; Apidae
Source: the annotation of a GenBank genome assembly